This is a messenger RNA of Patiria miniata (bat star), 1749 nucleotides long. Its product is annotated as zinc finger protein 862-like. The record is from RefSeq and is a predicted model, not a curated record. Lineage: Eukaryota; Metazoa; Echinodermata; Asteroidea; Valvatida; Asterinidae. The transcript has 4 exons. Bases 1 to 1749 code for a protein of 582 amino acids.
AUGCACCAGAGAGCCGCUGGGUUCAAGUCGGCACCAGCGUCAAUUGAUGAUUUUUUCAAGCAGACAACAAUUGGCAAAAGCAUCAGAAAGGGGGAGGAGGCAGAACAAAUGAGAAUCGAGAAGCUUAUAGACAUUGCAUAUGUUGUUUGUAAGACGGAAAAACCCUUCACACUCUUUCCAUACAUCUGCAAACUUGAGAUUCGCCAUGGAGUGGAACUGGGGACAAGCUACCACACUGAAAAGAAGUGCGCAGAAUUUGCAUCUUGUGUAGCUGAGGUCCUGAAAGAAGAUUUGAUGAAUGAUCUCAAAGACACCCCCAAGUACUUAACCAUCUUCAUUGAUGGAAGUACUGACGUUUCGACAACAGAGCGGGAGCUGAUGUACAUUCUGUAUAUCCAUGAGGGAGUACCAACCGUGAAGUUCCUGAAGCUUGAACAUCUUGCAUCUGCAAAUGCCAGCAGCAUUGUUGCAGCCAUCAAGUCUGUCAUGGGGCACUUUAACUUAUCCAAUCAUGGUUUAGUUGCCUUUGUCAGUGAUGGAGCAUCAGUGAACUUUGGACGCAACUCAGGUGUUGUCACCCGCCUUCGUCAAGAGUAUCCAGACCUCUUAGGUAUCCAUUGCAUGAACCACCGCCUGGAAUUAGCUGCCAAGGAUGCUUUUAAGGGAACCAGUAUGGAAGAAGUCAUUACUAUGUUGAACUCCUUGUAUGCCCUCUACUCAAGAAGUCCAAAACGUAUGGGAAAACUUGAAGAGUUGGCCAAAAUUAUGAAAGAAGAUUUGCUGAAGCCAGUGAAAGCUAAUGGAACCAGAUGGGUACAUUUCAAGAGCAGAGCAGUGGCAGCCCUCAUCAAGUCAUAUGCUGUGAUAAUUGCCUCUCUUGAGAAUGAAGUAGCCAGUAAUGAGCCAGCUGCAGAGAUGGCGAAACUGAAGGGCUAUCUCAACAAGCUGAAGUCUGUUCGUUUUGUAUUUCAUUUGCUGUUGCUUAAGUCAUUGAUCACUCCCCUGGCAAACCUGUCACUUGCUCUGCAGAAGGAUAUUACACACUUUAAUGUGGCCCUGACCUACCUGACAACCUUCUACCAAAGGAUCAAUGAUCUCCUCUCUGCUCUCAGAGCUCUGCUAGAACCUGAGGAUCAUGAGGAUGUUAUCUCUACAGAUGUGGAUGAAGAUGGUCGAAGUCUGAAUGAGAGUGAUGAUGAGCCAGCAGCAAAGAGACCAGCUCUGACCAAAGACUAUAUGGUGGCAGAUUUCCAAAAGAUUCUGCAUGAUCUUAUGGAAACGGACAGUGGAGUGAGCUUCAAGGAUGUUCAACUCAAAGGUCAAGCACUAUCAGCAUCCGACGUUGACACCAUAUCAACACCUCUAAUCACUAACGUGAAAAAAAGCGUCCACAUAAGGCUUGGCAAAUGUCACGAAGAGGCACAGUAUGCAAGUCUCAAGAUUCUAGAUACUCGAGCAUGGCCAACUGAUCGUGAGGCUCUUGUUAGAUUUGGAAGACCUUUGGUGCAGUCUUUCAUUGAUCACUUUGGACAACUGGUCACCCAACAAGCAUCGAAUGCCAUCGUGGAGCGGGGCUUCUCUGCCAUGAACAGGGUUAAGAGUGAUUACAGAAACAAGCUGGCAACUGACACCCUAGAUGAACUUAUGCGUAUCACACUGAGUGGCCCCCCAGAGCAUAUUUUUGAUUCAUCAAGUGCGGCAACCUGUUUCCUCAAUAGAUGCAGUCGGCGCCCAGGUCAAGCAGAUUAG